AUGUCGGACUCCUCUUCUUCAGACUCGAGUUCCUCAUCUGAAGACAAGAGGAAGAAAAAGAAGGAGAAGAAGAAAGACAAAAAGAAGAAGGAUAAAAAGAAGGACAAGAAGAAAAAGAAGGAGAAGGACAAAAAGAAGAAGAAGGAAAAAAAGGACCCCUACUCCAAGACUGCCCAAGAGAAGGCCCGCUUAGAAGCACAACAGCGGCUCAUGGGCAUCGACACCAACAAGAAGGCCAAGAAGAAGAAAAAGAAGAAAUCCUCCUCCUCGGAGUCCAGCGGCUCUGAGUCGGAGAAGGUGCGGAAGAUGCAGGACAAACUGGAUGACCAGACGCUGAAGCGAGAAGAGGAGCUAGCUGAGGAGGCCGAAAAGGCUGCAGAGCCGGUCCCGGAGAAGUCCUGGGAGGAGAUGACCUGGUCGGAGCGGGCGGCUGAUGCUGCGCAGAAAGCUGAGGCUCAGGCCGUUUGGAAAGGUGCUUCCAGAGCAGAUGCCCGCCGAGCCGCAGCCAGGGCCAGUGAGGAAGUGCUCCUCCAUGCAGUCGAUGAUGGUUUCGUUCAGACAUUGCCACAGCGGGCAAAGUUCAAUGCAGCCACUGGGACAGUCUCCCGCGGAUAA
Messenger RNA from Symbiodinium sp. CCMP2592, 615 nucleotides. The record is from the annotation of a GenBank genome assembly. Lineage: Eukaryota; Dinophyceae; Suessiales; Symbiodiniaceae.